AGAAUGAACUGAAGUGAUUUUUUUUUUUUAUUAAUGAGAGAUAUUAUUGUUCACUGGUGUUGUUAGUAGCCAAUAAGUGAACAAUAAUCCCUUGGGUGGUGACAAAAAGAAUGCUGUUUUUGACGGGGAAAAAAGAAAGACUAAGCAUAUUUGUUAAAAUAAAUAAAUAAAAGCCCAUGCCUCUUCUUUUGAUUAUUACAGUUAUAUAAUCCAGGCACUACAAGUUGCCAUAAAACCAUCCUGAAAAGUGCAAAGUAAACAAGUUGGGUGAGAGAACUGAAGUGGAAUGUUGUCUUGAAAUUCUUUCCCUGAUUCAUCCUCAUCAUCUGCAAUGACUUUCACAUUCAAUGUUUAUUAUAUUUAUAUAAUAUUUUGGCACCGAAAACAACAAGCUGCUGCACUACUUUUCACCGCACACUGGAACAGGAUGAGCAGGUUCGCUGGCACAAACAAUCUGGGUGUCUCCUCUUUCAGCUGAGCUGUCACCUGAACACUCCCUUGUUCACUCCCUUAACCUGUAACCACUUACAGCUCAGCCUGACAGAAGCCUUGACCUGCUGGGAAAGUGUACUAGCUAGUCCAGGUACUGCCUCAUCUCAGACAUUACACCUUCCUUGUCUAGUGUUUGGGAAUCCUGUUCACCAUGUGCAGCCAGAUGCCCCACGACCACCAUCAAGAUCCUUACGUGGCCCUCAUGAAAGGCCUGAGACAGCUGGACCUGCGUGGAGCUGCUGUCCCCAGCAGCCUGGUGCUGAUCGGAGACCAUGCCUUUCCUCUAGCGGUGAACAGCACUGGACAGGUGGUGAUGGCUGCCUCGCUCUACGGCCAUGGCAGGAUUGUGGUGCUCGGUCACGAGGCGUACCUCACCUGCUUGCCAGAUUUCAUCGACAACGCUUUGACCUGGCUUCGAGGGGAUAAGAGUGACAACAUGUCAGUGGGCGUCCACAAGAGCGUCCAAGCAGUUGCUAAGAAUCUCAGCAAGUCCCACUUCGAGGCCAAAGUUGUGGGGGACUUCGACAAGAGCUUAAAGCUUGGCGUGUAUGUGACUGACUCCGACUCUGUCAAUGCGAAUGAGUUGGUGGGCUUCAUGAAAGAGGGAGGGGGAGUGCUGAUCGCAGGGGAGGCCUGGAGCUGGGCUGCUAAGCACCCUAAAGAAAACACCCUACUCCUAUUCCCGGGGAACAAGGUCUCUGGUGUGACAGGGAUCUACUUUUCUGAGCACAAGGGGGCUGCAGAGUGCAUGCCUGUCUACCCUCACAUCCCUGCGACUUGGAUGGACUCAGUGAUUGGUAAUAAUUUCGAGGAUGACCUGGAGUUCCUUCUUGAGGGUGUGGAAGAUUUUGACCUCCAGGGCAGAGUGAUUUGCUCUGAGAUCAUGGUCCACGGCCGCCUUGCUUUCCCCAUUGGGACAACACCAGAUGGACGAGCGUUCCUGGCCGGAGCCUACUAUGGUCAGGGGCGGAUCAUCGUGGUGACACAUGAAGGCCUUCUGACCAGAGGGAGUCUCUUUCAGUUUUGGAAGAAUGCCCUUCACUGGUUGGACGAAGGCCGGAAAGGCCUUGUUGGCAUAGUGAGCUCUCGCAAUCUCAAGCUGCUGGGCAAAUGCGGUUUAAAGUGUGAAGUAACCGCCCUCAAGAAGGAGCUGAGCGUAUACGUUGUGCCAUCAACCAUUUUCUCAAAACCAGAGGACGUCCUAUCAUUCGUAGCAGAGGGAGGAGGUGUGCUGGUGGCCGGACACGCUUGGAACUGGGCGCAGAAGCACCGGGGACACAAUGUUUUGACAGACUUUCCAGGGAACAAGUUGCUGAAUAAGGUGGGCUUGAGCAUGACGGGAUCAACAAUUGGAGGAGGACUCUACAAGGCCCCUGCGCCCAGCAGGGCCCUCACCGACUACUAUCACUUCCACCACCUUCUCCAUCGUUUCGCUGCUCACGUGAAGACGGGAGAAAAGCUGACCAAACAUGAGGAGGGCUGUCUGACCAAGCUGGGCGCUGACUGCGCCACCUACCUGCACAUGCAGGCGCACGACUGUUGCAGCUACAUGCAGGUGGUGUCAGUGCUCACCGAGGUCUUGAAGACGUCUGGCAUCCCUCCAGUGAAUGCCAAAUGUCCAGUGAAAGCUCCCAAAGAUCAGCUCCUGCUGAGGGUGGUUUCAACAGUCUACAAGUACAGUCCGUACCAGGACGAGCUCCUGCCAUACCUCAUCAAGGACCUGGAGCCUGUUGCCGUCGUCUAUAACCACAAAGUCCAAAUUAGCGUCAAAACUGGAGGUCGGGGUGAGUGGGUCAGCACGGGUCUUUAUCUCGCCAACGGAAUGAAGACCUACAUGGCUAUACCUCCGGAGCUUGUCAACAAGGGAUGGCAGAUCCAGGUUGGGUGUCAAACAGAUUGCCUGAAGGCAGGACCCCUGAAGAGAGCGCCGUGUGUGUAUGAGAGGUUUCCUGUGACCUCAGACAUGGUUCAGGUGAACAACCUGUGGGGAGGGCUCAUUUAUUUAAUCGCCCCGGCCAAAACCAAAGUGGACAGGCUCGAGGUCACCGUUCAAAUGGCAGUCCUGGCUCCGUAUUUUAAAUCAGGUGUGACUUCACUUGCCGAAUGGGAAGUGCUGCGCAAAGCCCCUGCCCCUUGGGCCGAGCUGGAGUUUGAGAACAUCAUCCUCACUGUCCCGUCAAGCGUUGUCCGAAACCUGGACCGUCCAGAUCUGCUGGCGGCGCACUGGGACAAAAUCAUGCGAGCCAUCGCCGACCUCGCAGGGACAUCACACAAAUUUCCCAGGAAAGAACGGUUUGUCACCGACGUGCAGAUUUCACAUGGUCUGAUGCAUGCUGGGUACCCCAUCAUGACUCAUCGCCACACCGCCGCUCAACUGGUCAGUGUUGACCACAUGAUGACCAAAGGCCUGUGGGGUCCGAUUCAUGAGCUCGGCCACAACCAGCAGAGAGGAUGCUGGGAGCUCAAGCCGCACACCACAGAGGGCACCUGCAACCUUUGGUCCAUCUACGUGCACGAAAAAGUCUUUGGGAUCCAGCGGGAUAAGGCCCAUCAGGCCAUGUCCCAAGCCAAACGAAAAUGUCGCAUGGAUGCCUAUGUGAAAGGAGGCAGGAACCUCAAGAAGUGGACGAUGUGGUUGGCUCUGGAGACCUACGUCGAGCUUCAGGAGAAGUUCGAGUGGGACCCAAUCAUUAAGGUGUUUGCUGCCUACUACAAGAUGUCUACCUUUCCUAAGGACAACAAGGGGAAGAUGAACCUGUUCGCCUUGACCUUCUCUGAGACUGUGGGCAUGAAUCUGUGCGGGUUCUUCAAAGCUUGGAGCUGGGCGAUCGAUCCGGCCACAGAGAAGAAGCUGUCCAGCCUGCCUGAGUGGACCGACCACCCCAUGGCCCGCUACAAGUGAGGGGGACUUCAGACUUGCAGAUCCCAAUGUAAAGUCGGAAAAAAAUGUAUUUUCUUAUCUUGGCUCUUAAUUCUCCUUUUAUCAUUGUCUGUAUUGAAGAGCAAAACAUGGAGAAAAAGAAGAAGGUUUAGGCUUUUUUAUUUACAAUAAGUGCAAUGAUCAGUGCAAUAAUCGGAUAGUCAGUGACAUAGUGUAACUACAGGCCUUUGGUGCUGCUUUUAGUUUAAUAGGUUCUAGUUUUAAAAUGGCUUUUCCCAUGUGCGUUUGUUGUAACUUAAUUUGGUGCUUUGAUGUUGAAGCUGAAGCUCUUGAUUUGUACCUUGUACACAAUAAGGGAAUGUCAUGAUUUUAAAAAAGAAUAAA
This is a messenger RNA of Synchiropus splendidus (mandarinfish), 3757 nucleotides long. RefSeq names its product TRPM8 channel-associated factor homolog. The record is from RefSeq and is a predicted model, not a curated record. The transcript is spliced from 13 exons. NCBI's taxonomy places the organism in Eukaryota, Metazoa, Chordata, Actinopteri, Syngnathiformes, Callionymidae. Bases 644 to 3394 code for a protein of 916 amino acids.